This is a messenger RNA of Platichthys flesus (European flounder), 1689 nucleotides long. It is a transcript of the gene banf1, whose product is annotated as BAF nuclear assembly factor 1. The transcript has 3 exons. Gene Ontology annotation, molecular function: DNA binding. Bases 194 to 466 code for a protein of 90 amino acids. The record is from RefSeq and is a predicted model, not a curated record. NCBI's taxonomy places the organism in Eukaryota, Metazoa, Chordata, Actinopteri, Pleuronectiformes, Pleuronectidae.
ACAUCACGUGACGUAAGAACGCAUAGCUAAGCUUUUUAUGGGCCCAGAGGCAGACGCGGUGCAUUGUGGUCCUAGUCGGUGGCUGUGCAGAAACAGAAACCAUCCUGCUGCUACUCAUCAGAGAAGCGCGUUAGUCUGUACACGACAUUAGAAGCUGAUUUCCAGGUGACUUGCAGCACCCCUAAAACCAGCCAUGUCAUCGACAUCCCAAAAGCAUAAGGACUUUGUGGCCGAGCCCAUGGGCGAGAAGACCGUGAUGGCUCUGGCAGGCAUCGGACAGGUCCUUGGCACAAGACUGGAGGAGAAAGGUUUUGACAAGGCGUAUGUCGUCCUCGGCCAGUUUCUAGUGCUUAAGAAAGAUGAGGAGCUUUUCCGGGAUUGGCUGAAGGACACUUGCAUGGCAAAUUCCAAACAACAAAAUGACUGCUUUAGCUGUCUGAAAGAAUGGUGUGACGCCUUCCUAUAAAAUGCUCACUCAUUGUUUUCUACUACUCUAGUUCAACAUGUAUAUUACCUCUUUCAUGGGCUCUAUUCAAUCCAAAUGCACAGCAGAUAUGAAUGGGCACGACACACUUAAGUUUAUGGAAGUCGGCUUGUUUUUAAAUUCUAAUGAAAAGUUUUGCCACAUUUCUGAAAUCCUACAACCCCCUAAAAUAACUCACACAUGCGCUUCUCGUGGUCUUUGUCGUGUAUCUCUGGACUAGAAACCUGCAGACUGUUAAUUAUUACUGGUAGUUAUCUCAUGUCAAAAUGUCUGCUAAUGAAGACUAAUCUUUCUUCUUCAAAUCUUGGCCUUUUUGCCCAAAGUUUUUAAUCUCGUUUGAAGGUUCAAAGCUGUCAUUUAAAAAAAAGCAUGUUUCGCAGUUUGAUAUGUUAAUCCACCAAUGUUUAAAGGAUUUCGCGAGCAGGUGGAUUGUCAGCUUGGAGUGUUUUGCAUUUGAUGUGAGACAAGAAAUAACCCUUAGAAUGCAAAUGAUACUAGACUUUGCAUAGAUGCAGAUAUACUUUUAAAAUUAUAGUACAAACACUUUGCCAUUUUAACUGUUGAUCCUGCAACUAAAGGAGCAAAAUGGUUGGAUCUCCCUUGUGGGGUCUGCUAAAAAACUUGUUUCACCUUGUAGAUUGAAAUGUGUAUAAAUAAAAUGCCAAUGGCCAAACUCAUAACACUGUCAAACAGUUGUGUAAGUCUUUUACCAUUGAAAUUUCAGCCUUUAUCUUAACAGACAUACAUGUUUGUUACCAAAUUAGCAAGACAAUGCUGCAAAUUGUGUGAUUGUAGUCAACAAAGCAGCUGCCAUACGUGUGGGGGGUGGGUGGGUUGGUUGGUCUACCUGCGUACAACAAAAGCUAAAAAUCCCACCCAGGCUAUGUAUUUUAUUACUCAGAUCUUCGUAGCUGAGCUUGAUAUUAACUUCAUGUAUUUCUACACUCAAGAUGCCUUAAUUUAAUGCAUGCUAGUUUACACAGUUGAGUAGAUAAACUAUAAAAUCGACAGUAAUUCAUGUGUAGGCUGUGUCCCGUAACGUUCCACUUACGUAAAUGAAUGCUUGCAGUCACCCGCUAAAUGAAGAUGUACCCAUUGUGAAGCGGCUCCUUGUUAAAACACUGGCUGAUGUGUUUUGCAUUUCACUGUGAAAACUCAGUUUUUAAUAUAUUCUCCUGAAUAAAGUCACAGAUGAGAGAAAACAA